AUGGCGCACCACGAGCAAUACAUGCUGCGCGUCACCGCAGGCGCAACCUACGACUCCUCGAAACAUGAGGAUGUACUCGUAAACAGCGAGAAGCCCAUCAUCAUAUCGUCUGACUUGACAGACGCGAAGAUACAUAUGCGAAUCAAGGACUUCCGCGGUCUACCAAAAGGCUCUCCCUCGACCUCACCCUACUUCUCCACUCCCACGCACACGUACGACCGCUAUUCGAUAUCCUUCUCCUUCACACCCAAACACGACAUCGCCGGCGACAAGCUAGUCUUCGGCAACGACUUCGACCACCCAAUCCGCGACCGCCUACCGCCGCUGUUCGAUAAAGCGUUUGGCAUUGUCAAGUGGUGGAUAGACCCCGGGCUAGACGGAGAUGUGUACGGCGACGAGCCAUAUCUUUACGGCGCGCUGUUGAGCAGUAUAAACGUACUACAAAUAGGGGAGAAGAACGACAAAGCGGGCGGUGAGAGCUCAGAAGGCGCGGAAGCAAACAUAGACAGCGGGGCAGUCGUCUACGAAGAAGGCGCACAUGGCUCUGGCGAGCAAGUGCGGAAGGAAAAGAACAUCCCCGAUCGCGCAGCCGCACGGCAGAAACACUUCCUCACUGAGCAGAAUCGAAAGGAGUUUGUUUUCGAGGCUGGGAGAGAGUACAGGUGCGAUUUCUUCAAUCCAUACCUCGAUUUCAACGAAUUCGCUCUCAAAAUCGGCUACGGGCUACCUAAUAUCUCCAUCAUUGGCCACUGGGAUGGCCAGCCUUUACGGUUCGUAUCACCCCUUCCUUCUCUACCCAUGUCCUUUUACUCUGACAUGUUGGUGAUUAUCUCUUUUGCUUUGGUUAUUGGGGGCUGA
Messenger RNA from Cucurbitaria berberidis CBS 394.84, 858 nucleotides. Its product is annotated as DUF1769-domain-containing protein. The record is from RefSeq and is a predicted model, not a curated record. Bases 1 to 858 code for a protein of 285 amino acids. The transcript has 2 exons. Lineage: Eukaryota; Fungi; Ascomycota; Dothideomycetes; Pleosporales; Cucurbitariaceae.